AUGUUCUUCAACUUCUCCGUCACGAUUCUCAUACUGAUUGCAGUGAUCUCAUUCUCAUUCUACAAACUGGCAUCAUUAUGGAUUUUUCGCCCCAAAUCGAAUUCUCCUGGUCGUUCAAUUCCAUCUGCAACAUAUACGCUGCCUUUAGGUAUUGACCUGAUGUACCGAGCAUUCCAACAUAUGCGCAACCAUACCUUGUAUGAAUGGACAAAUGAGAUUCUUCAAGUGCCAGGUCGGACAAUCGAGCUGAACCUGAUGGGCUCCCGCAUGGUUCUCACUGAUCACCCUGAAAAUGUCAAGACGAUCAUGUCUACGCAAGCGAAGGUCGCGAUGGAAAUCUUCCUCGGACAACUUCCAGGCGUAAUGGACAAGGAGAGCGAGCAGUUUACCAAUGCAGUGAAUAGACUAUUGCAUAUUAACUCGAUUCGCACGAUUUUUGGACCCAUUGCUCUUCUCUGCCCUGACUGGGUUUUUGAGCCACAAGCCUACAAAGAUUAUAAAACGUACCUCGAGCGUCUUGUCUCUGAAAACGUGGUGCAAGACAAAGAAAGAAAUACACUGAAGGAUGGAAAUGAGUUGAAUCUCAUGAGGGCGUUAAUUUUGAAUCAAGUUGGCGUCAAGCAAGUCAGAGCGCAGCUUGUAGCUGUGGUAGUAGCCGCAAAGGAUCCUCCUUCCAUUGCUAUGUCGUGGAUGGUAUAUGAGCUGGCACGACAUCCGGAAGUCGUGCAACGCUUACGGGAGGAGAUUCACAAAGUCGUUGGUUUUACCACACCUCCAACAGCUGGACAACUUAAGCAGAUGCCCUUUCUCCAGAACGUUAUCAAAGAGACAUUACGUCUAUACCACCCAUUGGGAAUGAACAUCCGCCACGUGAAGGUUAACACAUCCUUCCCGACUGGUGGCGGCCCUUCCGGCCGSGAGCCGGUGCAUCUCCUGGCAGGUGAACGAGUUGCGUACUCUGUCAUGGGUCUACAGAGAAAUCCAGACAUCGUCGGGCCCGACGCUGACCAGUGGCGACCUUCCAGGUGGGAGACGUGGACUCCCAGCACUUCAGAAUUCAUCCCUUUCAAUAUGGGGCCUCGAAUUUGCCUUGGACGAAAUCACGGUUUGCAACAGAUUGAGUACGUGUUCGUACGGCUGUUACAGGAGUUUGAGAAAGUGCUAUGCACGAAUGAGAGGGCGCCAGGCAUCAAGGUAGAGAUGAAUACCAAGCCAGCGGAGCCGAUCAUGUGUCAAUUUAAGUAG
This is a messenger RNA of Talaromyces amestolkiae, 1245 nucleotides long. RefSeq lists its product as uncharacterized. Gene Ontology annotation, molecular function: heme binding; iron ion binding; monooxygenase activity. The record is from RefSeq and is a predicted model, not a curated record. The transcript is spliced from 9 exons. NCBI's taxonomy places the organism in Eukaryota, Fungi, Ascomycota, Eurotiomycetes, Eurotiales, Trichocomaceae. The coding region runs from base 1 to 1245 and encodes 414 amino acids.